AACUCCAUCCGUACGGCUGGUAAUCGUGCUCCACCAACACCCGGAAGGAGUUGUUUUGCUCGCGCGGGCACUCAAACACACACGGACCGAUCUGCUGGCAGUAAUCCUAUUGCUUCUCCGUGGUUUCUGCCCUGACCCACAGCAGGUAAGAGCGCGUUUGCGUAGCUGCGACGAUGCUGUUCAGAGCCUGCCAGAUGUACAAUGGCCAGCCACCAACAGCGCGCCGACGACGUGACGUAUACGAAACUCCUAGGAGAGGGCGAAGUGUUGCGUUUCGCACGAUUAGCCACGACCGAGAACGGCACCAAAAUCGUUCAACUGCAGCCUGUAACGUUUGCGACAGGAAGCGGCAUCGAUUGGAGCAGUAUCAGAACUUUCACAUAUUGUAAAUUUGAGAGAAGGGACGGCGGUCUCCAACAACUUACGUCUCGAUUGCGCUGUUGAUUCUGUUUUUGUGUCAAGAUUUCGACCUGGUGGGCUUAAACACGAAUGUUUGCAGCUGUCAAAAAGUGACAUUUCCCAGGUCGCCAAAAAGCGAACCAGUCUCACGAAACGGUUGAAGCGGUUGUGGUCACGAAAGUGGCAAAAAAUUGCCGUUUUCGAUGCGUUUGCAAACUCUAUCAAAUUAAGAGAAAAUUUGUGAAAGAUUGCUUCGAAAAAUUCAAUUUUACAUCGAUCUCAUCCUCUAACAAACUGCAACGAUUACCAAUUGCCUUCAAAUUGCCAACAGCUCACGCAGGUGAGCAAUCGGCUCACGCAGUGAGAACGGCUUCUCACUCGCUAAAAAACGUAAACAAAACAAACUCUUAUCAAAAACACCCUCGCGAUUGUGCAGAUUGCAUCAGAAGCAGCAACACAAAUAAGCGUGAUUCCUUCCGCUGUGCGGUUCAGCUAUCUCGAUGGGAACGACCACAGACGUUAUUAAAGUGCAGCGGGCCGUGCACGAUCCCAAAAACCCGUUAGUGUAUCUGGAUGUAAAGGUUGGCGAGGAGAGCGUCGGUCGAAUCGUGAUUGAGCUGCGGGCGGAUGUAGUGCCACGGACGGCGGAAAACUUUCGCGCCCUGUGCACGGGAGAGCGUGGCAUUGCGCCCGACACCGGCACGCGACUGCACUACAAGGGCAGUCCGUUUCAUCGGGUGAAAUCGUUGUUCAUGUCGCAGGGUGGUGAUAUCGUGCACUUCAACGGCACUGGCGGUGAAAGCAUCUACGGUAAAACGUUUGAGGAUGAGAACUUUACACUGCUGCACGAAGAUGGAGCAGUAUCGAUGGCAAACUUGGGCAAAGCGCACACCAACAAUUCCCAGUUCUUCAUAACGUCGGGCGAGUGUCCCCACCUGAACGGGACGAACGUGGUGGUUGGGUACGUGAUACGCGGUGGUGGCAUUGUCGGUGAGAUGGAGCGACACUCGAACGAUGACGGUGACCCACUCGUACCGAUCGUGAUCGAGGACUGUGGCCAGAUAGCGCCCGGUGACGAUUGGCGCGUUAGCGAUGACGACGAUGAGGUUGACCGCUUGCCACCGUUUCCGGAAGAUUGGGACAGAUUCUACGACGAGUUUACCGUGGACGAGAUGCUGCACUACUUGAACGCCAUUCGCUCCGUUGGCAACCGGUACUUUAAGGCGGAUCAGUUCGUGCGGGCCAAUCGGCGGUACAAGAAGGCGGAACGGUACUACAACUUUUUCACCAACCAGCUGAACAAACUGUCCCCGCGUCGGGACGGAACACGCACACUGUUGGCCGACUUUCAGCUGCUCAACUGUCUCAAUCAAGCGGCGGUACGUUUGCGGCUGAAAGACUACCCGAGCGUGGUGGGCGCCUGCAAUGCGGCCCUUGCGAUCGAUCCGGACAACACGAAGGCGCUGUACCGGCGUGGCAUUGCGCAGAACGAGCAGCGCAACUACGAGCAGGCGCUGGACGAUCUGGGCCGAGCGCUGAAGCGGAUACCGGACGAUCGGUUGAUCCAGCACGAGUACGAGCGAUCGCGCAAGAAUCUGCAGCAGUACACGCAGCAGCAGCGGAAAGCGUACGCCAAAAUGUUCCAAUAAGAAUGGGUUCGUACCAUUUGUCCGUUUGUCGAUCUUUGCUAUACCUUUUGGAUACAUGUUUCAAUGUAUGUGGUGGUGUUCGUUAUGUGUAAGGCUUUCGGAAACGCUUGUUCUCCAACCGCAGAUGAUUGUUGUUAAUAAAUGUUAAGCAAACGUA
Anopheles gambiae (African malaria mosquito) is the source of this 2205-nucleotide messenger RNA. It is a transcript of the gene Cyp40, whose product is annotated as peptidyl-prolyl cis-trans isomerase D. The transcript has 4 exons. Gene Ontology annotation, molecular function: peptidyl-prolyl cis-trans isomerase activity; protein binding. Gene Ontology annotation, cellular component: intracellular membrane-bounded organelle. The record is from RefSeq and is a predicted model, not a curated record. The coding region runs from base 900 to 2048 and encodes 382 amino acids. Gene Ontology annotation, biological process: protein peptidyl-prolyl isomerization. NCBI's taxonomy places the organism in Eukaryota, Metazoa, Arthropoda, Insecta, Diptera, Culicidae.